This is a messenger RNA of Oldenlandia corymbosa var. corymbosa, 3104 nucleotides long. Lineage: Eukaryota; Viridiplantae; Streptophyta; Magnoliopsida; Gentianales; Rubiaceae. The record is from the annotation of a GenBank genome assembly.
GGAAAUGGUAGUUGGGCUUAAAAACCGUGCGUGUGAGUGUUUGGUUUUUUCCUUUAUUUAUCCCUUCAAUUCACACACAAGUUCCGUAUUCAAGUUUUGCAUAUAUAAAGAGAAACUUUCUUGAAAAAUUCUUUGCCAUAAAAAUAGUUUCAGACUUUGAAUAAACUUUAGCUAAAGAGUAUUGAUUGUCUCGUUUCAAACACAUACAACACCUAAAAUUAGUAGAAUGGAAACUGACAAAAAUGAAAAUCCCAUAAAUAAUUUUGCUGUUAGGGAAAAUAAAAAGGAUAAAUCAGUAAUUAAUGAAACUACCAGUUCUGCAUGCUACUUACCGAGAAACUACAAAUCUUAAUUUAUCCGAAAACUGUAAAUUCAUGGGACAAAAUCAACAUAACAAAAACAAAGCAAGGGAGCUGCUGCUCAUCAAUUAGUUUUAGCUCACAAUUAAAAAAACGUAUAAUUUAUUCAUACAAAAAAUUCAUUGUUUCAGCUUACAUCAUUUCAGUGCUCAGUCUAUCCAAUCUGUUGUCCCUCUGCAAAUUGUUAAACUGCCGUUGUAUUCUAAUUUGUCGUUAUUAUUCCUCUAAAUACGCUGUAAUAUAUUUCUGUGUAUACAUAUAUAAUUGCGGCCCAAAAAGUGUACUGAAACCACCAGGGUCCGUCAGCGCAGCCACUGGUUCAGUUUAGCCGUCCACCCUCGGCCCACCCACAUCCCCCACCGCCAUCCGUUGGCCCGGUGACUGAGCUGAUCUUUGUUGACUCUCUGGUUAAUUUCUUUUGAUUAUAGUACCUCCUUUUCCCCAGUACAGAAGAACUUCUGGUGGAAUUCUGUUGAUACCUUUCUUUUUCAACAAUCCGAAAUUUAUCGAAUUCUUUACAUUUCUGGGGUUUUCCCGGUUUUACUUUUUAUGUGCAUUUAUGGAAAUUUCUCCGGAUAAUUCUCUUCCUACUAAUAGUAAUGAUGCUGUGGUUAGUAAGAGAGAAGGCCACGAUGAUCAGCUCGCCGUGACCUCCGGCGGCGCCGCCGCUAUGCCUCCGACUGUUCAUAAGGUUGAAGAAUCAAUGGAAAUAGUUGAGGAAGCAUCAACGAGUCAACAAAACAGCAGACAAGAUCUUGUUUUGGACAUACCGGGAAGAACAGCAAGGGAGGGCUUUAAGGAGGAUUUCGUGAGGAUAAAUGUGCCUCAAUCAUCACCACCAACCCCUAAAAGAGUGAACUUUUCGCCGUUGCCGAGCCCUUCAGAUAGCAGGUUUAAUGGAUCUCCCCUUCCCUCGUCGCACAAGGCUAAACCAUCAGUGAAGAACCUCCUUCCUAAACUUAGCUUUAAGUUCCGGAAUACAAAUGCAGAGAUUGAGAAAGCUGCCAUGUUGGCUUUAGGAUCUCCUCUAGGGUCACAGGAAAAGACCUCGAUUACACGGACAUUCUCCCUUUCAAAGUUGUUCACACCUAGGAUGAAGAGAACAUCGUCUUUACCGUCUACUCCAGUUUUACAUUCAAAUCCAGAGUCGUUCCAUGGAAGGAACGGAAAUUCUGCGAAAGGUGGGACAUUCUAUCCCAUUCAUCGUUCACGUUCAGUACCUGCGCUGAACAAAGAUGGAAGUGUUAGGCAGACGGAGUACUCAGGUGGGAUAAUUCGUGUCGUUCCGGCCACUCCACGAGUUACAGAGCACCACAUGCCUUCACCCGAUGCAUCUGUAACGGUCGAUAUAGAAGGAAGUGGCAAUGAUGCUGAAGAUAUCCCUCAAGAAGAAGCAGUAUGCAGGAUCUGCCUUGUUGAACUAGGGGAGGGGUCAGAGACCCUGAAGAUGGAAUGCAACUGUAAGGGUGAACUUGCCUUGGCUCACCAAGAUUGUGCUGUGAAAUGGUUUAGCAUAAAAGGCAACAGGACAUGUGAUGUCUGCAAGCAAGAAGUUAAGAACUUACCUGUUACACUAUUGCGGAUCCAAGAUGGUCGGUCUCGAGGAAGCGGAGUGAAUCCUAUUCAAGUUCAUCGAUACAGGGUAUUGCAGGAUGUUCCGGUUCUUGUUAUUGUAAGCAUGCUCGCGUACUUCUGCUUCCUUGAGCAGCUUUUGGUCAUAAAAAUGGGGUCUGGUGCAAUCGCAAUCUCUCUACCCUUUUCUUGCAUAUUGGGCCUUCUUGCAUCCAUGACAUCAACUACAAUGGGUACUUUCCCUGCUGCUGCAUCCAUUCUUUUAGCUUAAUCUUAGCGAAGUAGAGGAAUUAAUCUUUCCUUGUUUUCUGGCUGUCAGUAAGGAGAAGAUUUGCGUGGAUCUAUGCUACUGUUCAGUUCAUUUUGGUGGUUGUCUUUGCACAUAUUUUCUACUCACUGGUGAGGGAAGCUUUUCUUGAACUAGAUUUUGGAGUACACUUAUGGUACAAAGUAUAUCCUGAUUCAACAUUUUAAUGCUAAUAAUGGAACAGCUUAAUGUCCAAGCGGUUUUAGCCGUUCUGCUGGCUACAUUUGCUGGAUUUGGUGGUGCUAUGUGUGGGACUUCCAUUAUUUUUGAAAUCUUGAAAUGGAGGGGAAGAUGGGUUGCUCAGUCAGUUGAGGAACGCAAUUCUGAGGAGGUGAUACACCCAAAUCAGUCUGGGGGAGAUAGUCUUCACACGCAACAAAUCAAUCCGCAACAAAAUGAAAAUGUUGCGAAUGCAGGGACUGCCCCUGGCUGUUAGUGGUCGUUUAAACUUAUCUUACAGAGGCCAAGGCCGUCUUCCGAUUGUACAGAGUUGCUUGUAAAUUGGAGUCCACAAUGACAUGAUGGAGUAAACUAUCCACGGCAGAGCACCAAGGCAAUAUGCAAAAGGAACCUUAUCAAUUUUUGGGUGUGAGAAAGGAACCCCAGGCUCAAUGCGUUGGGGUUUGUAUUACACUCUCUCUAUUAACUCGAAUCAAAAGUUUAUAGAGAUGCAAGUGUCUAUAUUGAUACCGUGUUUAGUUGUAGUUAGGGUUUUCUGUGUGUUCUUUGUUCCGAUUCUGGUGAAAUUUGAAGUUAUGUGAAUAUAUACGGCCUUAUUGUGCUCUGGGAAUUUGAUUGCACUAAAUGUUCUUCACAAAUUCGAGUUUACCAUGAAUUUAAGGUUCAGGUUUGUUGUUUUAGAACCA